AUGACAAAACCCGAAGCCCAAGGCCUCCUCUACGUCCUAGGCGAACCAGGCGCCUCCGUCUCCGAAGAAGAGUUCAACGUCUGGUACGACAAAGACCACGCACCCCUCCGCCUCAAAGUCCCCGGAUUCCAAACUGCAGCCCGCUACCGCUCAUCCGACGGGCACCAGCCCACCUGGCUAGCCAUCUACGACCUCGACACCCCCGAGAUCGCGUAUAGCGACGCGUGCAAGGCUCUCUCGACCAAUGCACCGCAGUAUGAGCUUCCACUCCCCGCACACAGGAAGUCUCGGCAAAGGUUACACUCACCUUCAAGAAAUACGUGUUGCACAAGGAGUUCACGGGGAAGGAAUAAGGAUUCCGAAGGAUCAGUAGGUAGAUGCUACAAUGGAGGGUUCCAGGCCGUAUAG
Coprinopsis cinerea okayama7#130 is the source of this 408-nucleotide messenger RNA. RefSeq lists its product as hypothetical. The coding region runs from base 1 to 408 and encodes 135 amino acids. NCBI's taxonomy places the organism in Eukaryota, Fungi, Basidiomycota, Agaricomycetes, Agaricales, Psathyrellaceae. The record is from RefSeq and is a predicted model, not a curated record. The transcript is spliced from 2 exons.